AUGGUGAUGGAGUCGGCGCAGCACAACGGGCGUUUCUGGCCCUUAUCGCCUCGUCUGUGGCGUCGGAGUAACGAGUACUCAAAAGUAGUUUUCGAACCUCGACGACCGCCUACAUCGCCGAUCGAGAUAAGAAAAAACAGAAUAGAUCUGACACCGGACCUGUUGCGCUCUAGAAGUUUCAUCAAAGACAAACUGGAUCAUUUAAACCUCGAAGAGGUGGAGUAUGAAGAUAGUCGAAUCGACGAGAAAAACCGAUGGAGUAUCGAGACAAAAAAACCUCCAAUUAAAGAAACGAAAAAGAAUGAAGAAGUUGUCAAACUGAGGGCAAAGAAGCAAAGGCACCCUCGUCCAAACAGCUUGCAGUUGUUACUCUGCCCAUCAAGCUCCGGUCAUUACAGCAGCAACACUUGGAGAUACACCAGAGUACGUUCAAAAAGCCAUGAGCCGGAGGGCGGCGGGCGGUGCGGCGAGGGCCCGCUAGCGCGCGCGAUGCAGCCCGCGCCGCCGGGCGGCUCGCCCAAGCGCCAAGCUGCGUCUACACCGGCACACGGCGCAGCGGGCGACCAAUCCACGCUCAAAGUCCACUUGCCCAAUGGUGGGUUUAACGUGGUCAGAACCUCUCCGGACGAGGAUGUGCGCUCAGUACUUCGGCUCCUCGCGGCCAGGCUUGCCACUGGUGAGCGGGUGUAUGCCUCGUGCUACGCGUUGAGAGCUAGAAGGCUCACAACUGGAAAGAUUCGAUGGAUCCAUCAGGACACGCCGGUGUCGGAGCUGAUAACGCGGUGGCCGGCCAGCGAGUGGCGCCUGGAACUGCGGGUGCGCUACCUGCCCGCCAACCUGCGCGAUCUCUGCGAUGCGGACCGGGUCACAUUCCACUAUUACUACGACCAGGUGCGACAUGACUACCUCAACGCCAAUCAUCCCAUGGUGGACCAGGAUUUGGCGAUACAAAUAUGUUGUUUAGAAAUAAAAUACUUCUGCAAGGACAUGCAGAUAUCUCUGGACAAGAAGUCGAACAUAGAGUACUUGGAGAAGGAGUUCGGUCUGCACAAGUUCCUACCUAAAUCAGUAAUCGAAGCGAUCAAACCCAAAGUUCUCAAGAAAGCGAUACAGCAACAAUACAAAAAGGUGGCAAAUAUAAGCGACGUCGAAUGCAUGCUCCGCUACGUGGAAACGAUGCACACGCAUUACGGGUACGAUCGUGAAACGUUCACGGCGGCGCUCGGCGGCGGCUGGGCCAUACCAGUUGAGCUGGCUAUUGGGCCCGAUAUAGAUAUAUCGUAUGUCUCACACAAAGCCGGCGAGCCGCCAACGUACACGAAAAUUGCCUCGUUCAGCGACAUUGUCGCGUUGCAGACGCUCAAAUCUAACUGCACGCAGCAGUCGCAGACACAGAGUGGAUCUUGCGGAAAAGCAGCGCUCCAGUUGCGAGUGAAAGGUGCCACGGAAACGCUCACGAUCACUUGCAGCAGUGUGGAGGCUGCAGAAAGCUUAGCGGACUUGGUGGACGGCUAUUGCAGACUAGUGACAGACUCGCAAACUUCGCUUUGGAACAGAACUACAACCGUAUGGAAACAACUGAAUUGUCAGUGUAAAACGGAAAUGAGCAGCAGUUCUUCAGAAGGCAAGACAAGUUCUUGGGAGGCGAACACAGCUACAAUACUAUCGGAGGACUACGCGGAAAUUGUUGACGAUGACGCUGAUUACUCCACUCCCGCAGUGCGCGACUACGAACUGGUUCGUAAUCAAAUCGAGCUCACUGGUAUCAUAGGAGAGGGGCAGUUUGGUGACGUUCAUAAAGGUACAUGUCGCGUGACGUCAGCCAACCACCCGUCGCUUCGACGACAGCUAGCUCUACAGAAACAAGAAGGUCGAAGUGUGGGCGGUGAGUUCGUAUUACAUGUCGCCGUGAAAACUUGCAAGAUGGACGCCGACUUGGAUACGGCGGAAAAGUUUUUGGAAGAGGCUUACAUCAUGCAACAGUUUUCACAUCCGCACAUUAUUGGCCUGGUGGGGGUGUGUAGCUCCCCUCCUAUCUGGAUCGUCAUGGAGCUCGCCACACUAGGGGAGAUGCGUGCAUACCUACAACAAAAUGCGCAUAGGUUGGAGACAUGUACAUUAGUUCUGUACAUCUACCAGCUCUCGACCGCGCUCAGUUACUUGGAGAGUAAAAAGUUCGUUCACAGAGACAUCGCCGCUCGGAACGUGCUCGUAUCCACUGCGACUUGUGUUAAGUUGGCAGAUUUCGGUCUAUCGAAACGAGUGGACGACAAGUCGUACUACAAAGCGUCCCGCGGCAAGUUGCCCAUCAAGUGGAUGGCGCCCGAGUCAAUCAACUUUAGGCGGUUUACAUCUGCCUCAGAUGUUUGGAUGUUUGGCGUGUGCAUGUGGGAGAUCCUGAUGCUGGGCGUGAAGCCGUUCAGCGGCGUGAAGAACAACGACGUGAUCGGCAAGCUGGAGAACGGCGAGCGGCUGGCGCUGCCGGCGCGCUGCCCGCCGCGCCUGUACUCCGUCAUGUCGCGCUGCUGGGCCUACGAGCCCUCGCAGCGCCCCACCGCGCACUGCCUCAAGGAGACGCUCUUUGAGAUCCUGCAGGAGGAGCGCAGCAGCGCGUGGGACACGAUGCGGCGCGAGAACCGGCGCGUGGCCGCCGCCUCCUGGGGCGACGAGCCGCCGCCCAAGCCCGAGCGCCCGCCCGCCAACCUGGCGCCAGCACUAGAUGCGACGUCGAUGCAAGCAGCCGGCGCAGCCCCACAGACGUACAUCGUGGCGCAAAACCCGCUCGUUUUGGCCCACUUACUGAGAGAGAAUCAAACCCGCGCCAUCGACCCACAGGCCUACAACACACCAGCAUCGAGUCCAGAAUUCGAUACGGAGCAAGCGGUAGAGAAGAGGUUGUUGGCUGAAUUGGCUCGACAGCAGCAUCAGAGCGAAGAAGAUAGUAGGUGGCUUCAAAUGCAAGAGGAUAAUUUGAAACGGCUAUCAAACGUUCAAGUGGCGACAGAAUGUGAGCAGAGCACGGAACAGAAAUCGAUGGAACCUCAGAGUACAAGUGGUCAUGAAACUUGGACUAGUCAACCCCACUCAGGUGCAAAUUCCUCAGAGACAAGCCCGGCGAAUACUGUCAAAUCUAACGAAAAACCAAGCGAAGAAAAAGGCGCGGGCGAGCCCGUGUACAUGGCGACGACGCGCGUGGUGCGCGCGGUGAUGCGGCUGGCGCGCUCGCGCGGCGCCGCGCCCGACGCGCUGCUGGCCGGCGUGCGCGCCGUCGGGCACGAGCUGCGCGCGCUCUGCGCCACCGUCGACCUGCUCGUGCUGCCCUACCCGCCCGCCGCGCAGAGGGAGGUUGAAAUGGCGCAUCAGGUGCUGAGUAAAGAUAUGGCGGCGCUUGUAGAAGCCAUGCGGCUUGCCAUACAGUACUCCAACACUACGCUGCAGCAUGAGUACACCAAGAGCAUGCUAGCAGCAGCGCACGUACUAGCGAUGGACGCCAAAAACCUUCUUGAUGUAGUGGAUUGUAUUCGCGAGCGACAUCCCAACGUUGAUUGGCGAGCUGCCCUCGAACCUGACCCUGGGAAACCAUCAGAACCUACAUCAGCCCAACCCUCCAUACCACAUAAUCAAACCCUUACCUCACAAAACCAGGUCUUCGCCGCCCAGUGCCAAACAUUCACGCCACAGAACCCAUCACUCAGCACCCAAUCCUCCGUUCAAGAAGAAGACGCGCCACCACCAAAACCAGACUUUAAAAUCAACCAACCGGUCACGACCAUACAAGUGACUCCAACGGAUCACCUCACUAAGGAGCACAACAGCCUCCCAGCCCCGUCCAACAGAGUGUCCACAUUAAUUCACAACUACAAUCUCUAUGGGAACGUAAGGGAGCCGCAGCAUAUAUACGGCAACACUGAGGUCGGAGGCUCGUUUCAGCAUUCGACAUCGUGCGACGACUCCAAAAUCGAUUUAGCCCCAUUGGAGUCCGUAAAGAGUCGCGUGCAAGCGAUAUCGGGCAAAAUUGAAACCCCGCCAAUUUAUUCCAUGAGCAAAAAAAUGAUCCCGAUCGACCAAGCUAUCGGGCACACCGAUCAGGGAUGA
This is a messenger RNA of Parnassius mnemosyne (clouded apollo), 4095 nucleotides long. The record is from the annotation of a GenBank genome assembly. Lineage: Eukaryota; Metazoa; Arthropoda; Insecta; Lepidoptera; Papilionidae.